GGUCCAGUGGCCAGAAGGAGGGGUUUUUUUUUCCCCUACUGCAGCAGCAGCAAUAGCUAUAGCCCCGUGUGCAAAAGUGGGCGCUGCUCCUGCGGGUGCGGGGCUUGUCCUGUCUGGUCCACGCAAGCUCCCCAAGGUGCGAGGAAAGGACUGCCCGCUUCAUGGCUGCUCCUCUUUCUCCAGCCUUGCCCCUGACAAGAAGAUGGCCCUGCCUUGGAUGAGAGUCCCGGUCCUGCCUUCUUUGCUCUCUUUCCUCUUGCUGUUCCUUUGGAUCCCGAGCCCAGGCACUUCCCAACAAGAACCCUGUCAGACCUGCCAGGAUCUUGCCAGCAACUUCAAUAAGGGCCUGGAGCGGACACAGCGAGAGAACUUCGGGGGCGGGAACACAGCCUGGGAAGAAGAGAAGCUUGCAAAAUAUGCAAACAGUGAGACACGCCUACUGGAGGUGCUGGAAGGGGUGUGCACCACGUCUGACUUCGCCUGCCAUCAGCUGCUGGAGCAGAGCGAGGAGCAUGUGGAGCGCUGGUGGUUCCAUGAGCAACAGCAGUACCCUGACUUUUCCCAAUGGCUCUGCAUGGACACACUGAAGCUGUGCUGCCCACCUGGCACCUAUGGCCUGGAUUGCCACACUUGUCCUGGGGGUGCCCAGAAGCCUUGCAGUGGGUAUGGGCAGUGUGAUGGUGACGGCACUCGUGGGGGCACUGGCCUCUGUAUGUGCCAGACAGGCUACGGUGGCCCCUUCUGUUCUGAGUGUGGAGAUGGCUACUACGAAGCUGCUCGCAACGACAGCCACCUGGUAUGUGCGGAGUGCUACCGGGCCUGUGGGCGCUGUUCAGGCCCUGAAGAUUCAAGCUGUCUGCGCUGUAAGAGAGGCUGGAUGCUGCAUGACCGAAAAUGCAUUGAUAUAGAUGAAUGUGGCACAGACAUGGCGCACUGCCGCGCCAACCAGUUUUGCAUCAACACAGAAGGUUCCUAUGAGUGCCGAGACUGUGCCAAGGCCUGCAUUGGCUGCAUGGGUGCUGGACCUUCCCGCUGCAAGAAAUGCAACAAGGGUUAUCGGCGUGAUGGUGUCAAGUGUCUUGACAUGGAUGAAUGUGCUGGCGAAGCAGAGGAACCUGUCUGCACUGGAGCCAAUGAGGCCUGUGAGAACACAGAUGGCAGCUACCGGUGUGUUUGCACAGAGGGACAUGUUCGCAAAGAGGGAAUCUGUGUGGAAGACAAGCCUCCAGAUGCUCCUGAGAAAGGCUUCUUUGAUGACAUCACCGACGACGAGGUGGUUGUGCUGCAGCAGAUGUUCUUUGGCGCUAUCAUCUGUGCCUUGGCCACACUAGCUGCCAAGGGAGACAUGGUCUUCACUGCCAUCUUCAUUGGCGCCGUGGCGGCUAUGGCUGGUUACUGGCUGUCCGAGCGCAGUGAUCGGGUGCUUGAUGGCUUUAUCAAAGGCAGAUAGUGCUUGGCCAAGUGAAUGUUCCCUCCUGCUUCCUGCCUCAGAGAGCCAGCUGGCAGGCAGAAAAUCCUUGCCCCCACCCUCUGCCCCAGCAGGUCUUUUAAAUCCAGAGGAAGGAGGUGGAAAGGCAAUCCCUAUCCAGUCUGGGCUGGUGGAAACCUCAACCCAGCAUGCUGUGAAAGUAGAAAUGGUACAGGGGGAUACAUUUCUAACAUGCUCUGCAGUUCUACUAGUGGCUGAGAGGAAGGUGCUUGGCAGGAAUUAGCGUGGAGCCAGUGCCCCUUUGCGGUGCUAGAGGUCUUGUCUGGGUCACCAUCAGUGGGCCUGCAGAACAGGCACCUGUUACUCUCUCACUAGCCUGGCCCUCCAUGCAUGUGGGUGGAUGUCAACUGGGCUCCUGUCUGGAAGUCUGAGUCUCCCAUACCGGUCCAUUAACACUGACCAGGAAAAGAUUGGGUCUCUGCAGAAGAAACCUGAGAUGGGUGGGCAUGGGAUUGCUCCCCGCUGGCUCUUUGAAGGGCUCUCCCCUUGGCUGAGAGCCAGUCUACACAUUAUGCAGAAGGUGGUGCUAGGCCAGAGUCACAGAAUUCUGGACUGUGCCACCACUGGCAGAUGGGGGCUCAUAACCUUUGAAUGAUCUCCCACAUAUAAAAAUAUUCAGUAAACCAACACCAUCAGAUAGAAUGGUUUGGGGUGGAGCCCUCUCUCUGUGAGGUUCAUGCAUGCAGGGAGGGGUUUUCUGUUGUUCGUUGUGUGCGGGAGCAUCCUGAAAUUUGACAGAUACCCCCGUGGUCCGAAGAGGUACAGUCCCAGAAUUCUGCCACCUUGUUCUGCAUAAUGUGUAGAACAGCUCUGAGGCUGCCAGUGGCAGUGUGUGAGGCAGAGGAAGCUUGAGUGGCCUGCAUGUCCAUCCUUGCCCCUUUGCAUCUGUUAAACUCACAGCACUGUUUGUCCAUCCAUAUCUCAGGAAAAUUAAAGGUCUCUGUACACAUCCCGUGUCGUUCUGGCUGUCUGUAUCGUGUGCUAAUUGCAUCUGUUCUGUCAAGGCGUUCUGACUAGUCGUGUGCAUGGAACCAUCGCCUGCUGGUUCAAAGGUGGGGGGGGGGAUAUGUUUAAGGAUGGAGGAGGGUGGUCUUACCCCUCCUGCUGCAUUUCCCCUGCUGGCGCUGUCUUUGAAAAUGGUCCAGCAGGGUGGCAGUGUACCUCGUUGCCGCCCUGGUGCCUCCUCAGACCAGAAGUAACUGGUGCACAUGUGCAUGUCACGCUCAGUCGCAUGCACGUCGCAGAGCACUUCCGGUCCAAAGAGGCUCUGGGGAGCAGGGGUGUGACUAUAAUAGGGCAAGGGGAGACAGUUGUCAGGGGGCCCACUGCCUGGGGGGGCCCUCCAGAGGCAAGUCACAUGACUGACUCCCCCAGCCGCGCACCCGCCCAGGCUUCCUUCAGUUGUAUUCAUCCUCCGAAAUGGAUGUGAGUGUUAAAACCUGGAGCUACCAGAACAGCAGGUCUUUCUCUAGUACCUUUAAAUGACUUGUAUUGUCCACAAUUUAUAUAACCUUUAAAAAAAAAUUAAGAUGAUGUUCUAUUGUGGCACAUAGAUAGAUAGAUAGAUAGAUAAAUUCUACUAUGCUUUUUGUUACCACUAUUCAGCCUCAUUUAAGAUUUCUUUACUUCAUGAGCUGAGCUUCAGUGAGGGUGUGCUGCCACCCUGCUGGACAACUUUCAAAGACAGCGCCAGCAGGGAGAAUGCGGCGGGAGGGGAAAGAGCACCCUCCCCCAUCCUUAAAUAUAUCCCCCUUACCUUUGAACCAGCGGAAUAGCUGGACUUUCGAAACAGUUUGGAGGUCCAUAAAGGUCCUCCGAACCGGUUCUGUGGACAUCCCUAGUUCUGACUUGGGUUCAGAUCCUGGGGCCAAAUAUCUUUUGGUGCUUUAAAAAAAAAAGCCUUUCCGUGAAAUUUCUGUGCUGUGUUUUAUAAUCUUCUCUCUCUCACACACGCACAGUACUCAAAUCUUCUCCAACUCAUGAAUAGUGGGAAGUGAUUUUUGGCAUUUUCCAUCAGGAGGAAACUGAAGGGGCAGACUUUAUCUCUCCUCCUGGACUUUGGAGUUCAGCUGGCAAACCGUGGGAAGGAUGAAAAGCCCCUGCUUUACUCCCCUUCCCUUGCUUUCAAUACCAGAGAAUUGUCUCUCCUGUGCCUCCCUUGUUAGGUGAGAUGAGGUGUGCCUGAAAGGAGAGGGGUUGAUUAAAGGGGAUCCUCUGUGAUGUUCCCCAGAGUAGUGGGGCAGACAUGGCAGCAGAGAAAGCAAAAGACCCACAAGCUGCUUUGAGGCAAGUGCAGAACUGCAACCUCUCUGCCUCUACCCCUUUCAUGGAGGACUAAACUUUACCAUAUUUUAAAUAUGCGCUGUGUGAGUGUUUAAAUUAAACAACAUCCACAGUAGAGACCUCACUGAGAUUGCAGCACAUGCAGAGGGGCCAUUUAACCCUUUCCUCUCAUGCCAUAGACCUAGUGAAAAUGCCCCCAUACUCCAAAGCUGCUGUUCGCCUCAGGAGGGAGACUCCCAUUAGCACCAAUGGGCUUCUCCCUUCCAAUGUGGUUUCAGGAGAGGUGUUUGUAUAAGGGCUGUAGCUUGAGGGAAGAGAGUUAAAUAUCCUCUCCCAUGUGCCACAAUCCCAUCAUGUUUGGGUCCCUCCCAUACAGCUACUGUUUUAAGUUAAAGAGAUGAUGGCCUGUCACUUGCUAACAAUGUAGCUGGAGAUUUUGGCACCAUCCAUCCAGAAGAAGCAAGUUCACCACAUUAAUCCCUGGAAGUGCAACUAUAUGGUCUUGUUGAAAGCUCCUCCCUCCUCUCUAGUCAAUUAACAGAUUAUGUACUCUUCAGAAGUACUGUCAUUCCCUAACUCAGUCACAUAACUGGAGUCAUUCUCCAAAUGUUGAUCUUGUUUCCAAUACCUCUCCCUAUUUCCUCUAAUGGCAGGACCCAUCACCCAGUAUUCUUUGGUUUCCAUGGCUACUGCAGCCAUUCCCAGAGUUCUUUGCUUCUGAAGUCAAGAGCUAAUAUAGUGUGGCAGUCUGGUUUUUUGGAUUUCCCCCCACCAUCCCUCCAAACACGCAUUCCCUGCAUGAAAUAAAAUAAAUAAAUAAAUAGUUUAGAAUUGUACUUCAUCCAUAAACCAUUGAAAGAGUAGGAAAUUUCAUGUUGACUGUGAGUGUACCACAAUUCUUCAAAAUGUCAAAGUUGUUAGGAUGAUGAAUGAAUCAGAAACAUUGUUGCAUUGAAAAUGAUUUAAGCAUAUAUGAUGAUGUAAUAACAAUUUGGUUUUCUAAGAAGAGUGGUAUGGAUGGAGCCACUGUUCCUGUGGCUGCAGUAGUUUGCAAGGGAAGGCAAGCUGGCCCGUGUGCACUCUUAACGCUUGAGAAUCUAUGCUUGGAAUAGGACUUGACAUGAAAUUUGGGCAGGAAGCUAGAUUGCAUAGACCAGCUUGAACUACAGCAGCGCAGGCUGUCAACUGUGCCACUGCAGUGAGGAGCAGAUGCUUCGCCUGCCAAAACAGCACCUCUCACUCCUGCCAUUAUUCAUAGUACAGUUUGUAUUGCCUUUCACGCAGGACUGUAUGUGGUCUGAGCUUUAAAAAUAAGGAAAGAAAUAAAAAUAGCACCUUA
Molecule: messenger RNA, 5111 nt
Organism: Hemicordylus capensis (graceful crag lizard)
Lineage: Eukaryota; Metazoa; Chordata; Lepidosauria; Squamata; Cordylidae
Gene: CRELD1
Product: cysteine rich with EGF like domains 1
Exons: 11
Coding region: 203-1450 (415 amino acids)
Molecular function (GO): calcium ion binding
Source: RefSeq, a predicted model, not a curated record